UUUCCCAGAGCCCGGAUUAGUGAAGCUGCGGGGCUGCAGCGGCGGUCGUCUUGCCUGUCAUCACCGCCACCAGAAGGAAGCAGCCAGACACUCCAGCGGGAAGAUGGAAGAUGGUACCCCAAAGCAUAUCAUCCAGAUGACAGGAUUUAAGAUGGAAGAAAAGGAAGCUCUGGGCAAAUUGCUUUUAAAACUAGAUUGCACUUUUAUUAAGAGUGAGAAAUACAAAAAUUGUACACACCUUAUAGCUGAACGCCUAUGUAAGAGCGAAAAAUUUUUAGCAGCUUGUGCAGCAGGAAAGUGGGUACUAACUAAGGACUAUAUAAUUCAUAGUGCCAAAAGUGGCAGAUGGCUUGAUGAAACAACCUACGAAUGGGGAUAUAAAAUUGAGAAAGACUCCCAUUAUUCAGCUCAAAUGCAGUCUGCACCUAAGAGAUGGCGUGAAGAACUGAAACGCACUGGUGCUCCAGGAGCCUUCCACAGAUGGAAAGUUGUCCUCCUUGUUAGAGCUGAUAAACGAAGUGAUUCUCUUGUUAGAGUGUUGGAGGCUGGAAAAGCAAAUGUCAUUUUACCAAAAGGUUCUCCAAGUGGGAUAACUCAUGUGAUUGCCAGUAAUGCAAGAAUCAAGGCUGAACAAGAAAAAGAUAACUUUAAGGCUCCAUUUUAUCCAAUUCAGUAUCUAGGGGAUUUUCUUUUAGAGAAUGAAAUUCAAAAUAAUGAAGAUUCCCAGACUUACUCUUUUUGGAAUAAACAUUGCAAUCAGGAGAAAAACAAAGAUUUCAGAAAAGAUACAGAAUUUUUUGAAAUGAAAGAUGCUUUAAGAGAGACUAUGUAUAAAACUCAGAAAAAAAUGCAAAAUCAUGAUGGAGAUGUUAAUAUUAGUUCUGUUUUGACUGGACAUCACAAAAAAGAAAAAUUCAAAGAUUCCAGUAAAGAUUUAACUUUCGUUAAAACAACAAAUGCCUUAGAAAAGCACACAUAUGGAAAUCAGAAGGAAAUUAAGAAAAAGGAUGAUGAUCUUCAAAGGAGUUAUACUUUGAGGAAAAAAUGUAAAAAAGAAAAAGACAGAGAUUCUAAGAUGGACAUCAAACAUGAAAAAAUUAAAAGUACUUUAAGGAAGCACAUAUACAGAGAUCAGAAAGAAAUGAAGAAUUCUGGUUUUGCUGGUCAUGCGAAAGAAUCAAAAACUAAAGAUAUCCAGACAGAUGUGGAUAUUGUUGAAAUAAAAAAUCUCUUAAGGAGGCACAUAUAUAGAACACAGGCUAUCAGAUACAGCUGCAUUAGGAUAGAUAAACAACCAGUAUACAAUGUGGAGGUUAAAAAUGCUGAAUUUCCCAGAGGUGUAUUAAACUUAAUUGAAAGCCUCAUAGAAGGACAGUUUUUUAAAGAAGCGAUUGAAGAGCUCUCCUCUUUGCAAGCACAUUACAUCCCUCCUGUAUGCCUUCUUCAUGCUCUUCUAGAGAACAUUAUGCAGAAUAACCUAGAUACGUUUUCUGGCCGAUACUUUCAUAUAUUGUCAGCUCUUCUUCACCUGCAUCCUCCUUGGAAGUCCCCAGCCAUGUUAAGAUAUUACUUAGAAUUGUUUCAGUGUCCAACUUGUAUGAAAGGAGCAUGGUCUCUAAUAGAAGUGCUUAUCCGAUCUUGUCUUUUCAAUGAAAGUUUUUGUCAUCAAAUUUCAGAAAAUAUUGACUCUAAAAUGUUCCACCUGACCCUGCUCAAAUUUUUCUUUAAUUUAGUUGAAAGUGAAGUGAGACACCUAACUCAAAAGUUGUGUGACUGGUCAGAUUCUCAGAGUUUGAAAAUAACAGGAAAGGCAGUUGUGCUUGAAAUCUUUUGGUCUGGAAGUGAGACGUCUGGACUUUUGACCAAACCAGUAAACAUGCUUUUGGAUUGGACUAUAUAUUCCCACAAGGAAAAAAGCAAGUCUAAUGAUGUCUUCAAACAUGAACUAGCUUACUUAUUGACUGGAAUUCUUGGAGCAGCAAUAGAUUAUUGGAUCUUCCUUGGUCUCAAGAUGGGUAGAAAUGUGAUGCGUCACAUGUCUGAUGAUUUAGGAAGCUAUGUUUCCCUUUCAUGUGAUGACUUUUCUUCAAAGGAAUUAGAAAUUUUCAUUUGUUCCUUUUCCUCCUCUUGGCUCCAAAUGUUUGUUGCAGAGGCAAUCUUUAAAAAGUUGUGUUUGCAGAGUUCCAUCAGUAUUUCUUCUGAGCCACUCUCUCUUCAGAAAAUGGUUUAUUCCUAUUUGCCAGCUUUGGGGAAAACUGGUGUAUAUGGUAUUGGAAAAAUGCAAAUACCAAAGAAAACAGGACAGCGGCCUUGCCUUGAAUCUCAGAGGGCCUUACUGAUGCUGAAUGGUGCAAAACAGAAACAAUUUGAAGGACUGCCAGACUUACCAGAGCUGAACCUGGCUAAAUGUUCCUCAUCAUUUAAAAGACUGAAAAAGAAGUCAGAAGGAGAAUUGUCAUAUUCCAAAGAAAAUUGUCCCUCUUUAGUGACAAAGAUGAAUUUUCACAAGACUAAUCUAAAAGGAGAAACAGCCCUCCAUAGAGCUUGCAUAAAUAACCAAGUGGAGAAAUUGAUUCUUCUUCUCUCUUUGCCUGGAAUAGACAUCAAUGUUAAAGACAAUGCUGGCUGGACGCCUUUGCAUGAAGCCUGUAACUAUGGCAACACAGUGUGUGUCCAGGAAAUUUUGCAGCGUUGUCCAGAGGUAGAUCUGCUCACUCAAGUGGACGGGGUGACUCCUUUGCAUGAUGCACUGUCAAACGGACACGUAGAAAUUGGCAAGCUGCUACUUCAGCAUGGGGGCCCAGUGCUUCUACAGCAAAGAAAUGCUAAAGGAGAAUUGCCCUUGGAUUAUGUGAUAUCAUCUCAAGUCAAAGAAGAGCUCUUUGCUAUUACAAAGAUAGAAGAUACAGUAGAGAACUUUCAUGCACAAGCAGAGAAACAUUUUCAUCACCAACAACUUGAAUUUGGCUCAUUUUUACUUAGUAGGAUGUUGCUAAAUUUUCGUUCAAUUUUUGAUUUAUCUUCAGAGUUCCUCUUAGCUUUUAAAGGGUUAACACAUCUCAAUGAGCUGCUUAUGGCUUGUAAAAAUUAUAAGGAAACUACAAGUGCUCAUACUGACUGGUUAUUGGAUCUUUAUGCCAGAAAUAUAAAAACAUUGCAGAAGCUCCCAAAUAUUCUUAAGGAACUGCCUGAGAAUUUAAAAGUGUGUCCUGGAGUACACACAGAAGCCUUAUUGGUGACACUGGAAAUGAUGUGUCGGUCAGUUGUAGAGUUUUCAUGAUGAUACCAAAAAUAGUCAACUUCAUAACUUCUUAACAAGUAUUGAUUUGAUUUAUUUACUGACAGAAUUUUCAGACUUACUAAAUUUUAGAAGCACUUAAAAACUUCUGCAAAACUGUAGUAUGGGCUUUUGUCUUUUUUCAGUGUGUAGAAUUUUCAGUGUGACUCAAAAGUAAAAAAUAGUUUUGUUUGGAAUAUAGACUUCUUUUUUUUUUUAUUUUGUUCUGGAUGUGAUUAUCUAUUUAUAAUGUACAUGUAAAAAUUCUUAAUUUAAGUAUUUUUUCCAAAUCAAAAUGUAAUGUUCU
Molecule: messenger RNA, 3584 nt
Organism: Condylura cristata (star-nosed mole)
Lineage: Eukaryota; Metazoa; Chordata; Mammalia; Eulipotyphla; Talpidae
Gene: SLF1
Product: ankyrin repeat domain 32
Exons: 21
Coding region: 104-3280 (1058 amino acids)
Biological process (GO): positive regulation of double-strand break repair
Molecular function (GO): protein binding
Source: RefSeq, a predicted model, not a curated record